ACGAUCGUCCUUUAAGAGCGUUUGGAAAGAGACAAGUCUUCAUUUGUGCUGCUCUGGUGGGAGGGGCCACGUACAGAGACGCUGGAGACGCUGCUGUGAUAAACACCACAGAAAAUUACCAAGAUUUUAAUAGAAAAUAUCAUUCAAAUAUUUGAGUAGAAAAUCAGCCAAGGGCCAGAUUAAAGGUCUUGGAGGGCCGGAUCUGGCCCCCGGGCCGUAUGUUUGACCCCUGUGGUUUAAAACAUAUGGAACUUUAGAACCAAAAAUGGUACAGAGUGCAGGAGUUUCAUUUGUGAGUUAGCGUGUCUUGUGGUCAUGAUCUCACUCUGAGGGGAAGUGACUCUGCACAGGAAAAGGGUCUCGGAGUGGCAACACAAAAGCUGAACUUAACUUUACAUUUUAAAUCGUUGUUUUCGGCGAAUACAGCGAUUUCAAAACAGUAAAAGGUCACAGGAAACUUGAAGCAGGAGAGUGCAGAGAAUCAGCAUCCUGUACAAAAGCAAAGUACAUCAAACCCCACGUCAGACUGACACGGACAUGGACCUGGCCGCGCUCUGCUCGUUCCUCGUGUCUUUGAGAGUUUUCCCGAGUCGUGUGCAGUUCUUUCAGUACGAAUCGGUUUAUCUGAGCUGCGGAGAUGAAACCAACGCAUCUGAAUGGACCAUCAUGAGGAACACGACUCGUCACAAAAACCAGAAAAACCCAGCGCAGGUUAAAUCCCGCUGGUAUUUUAACAGUAACUUGUACUACAAAGACGCCGGCGUGUACUGGUGCCAGUCUGAAGAUGGACAGUGUGGGGCUGUGGUGAACGUCUCUGUGACCGCUGGAGAUGUGAUCUUGGAGAGCCCACCGCUGCCUGUAACAGAGGGACACACAGUCACACUUCGGUGCAUUUGGAACCCAGACAAACCGAGAACUGAAGGAACGUUUGAGUUCUUUAAAGACGGUUCUUGUGUUGGGAACAGCUCCAGCGGAAACCUGACCAUCCCCUCUGCGUCUCACUCAGACUCUGGGCUGUACACGUGCAGCCACCAGGGGGCGCUGUCUGCAGAGAGUCCACUGCACGUGCUCAAAACGGCGGGGAGCCCCCCACAGCUCUCCGACAGCCCGGCCUCCGUUCUCUCCUCCGUCAUCCUCAUCGUCGCGCUUCCUGUUGCCGCGGUGACGGUGGCGACAGCGGCUCUCGUCUGCGUCGUCCUCGUCUGCGUCAGGAAGAAGAAGAAGAAGAAGAGGAGGAAAGAAAGCGAACAGUGUGACGCUCUUUACGUCAAUGUCAUGCGCUUCUCCAGACGAACAGCAAAGAUGAAGCAGCUCAAAGGUAAAAAAAAUAAAUAAAUAAAUAAAAUGAAGAGUAAAAUUUGAUCUGUUUGGUCAUUUACAAAUCCAAGGCUGUUUUUAGAACGUGUUUGAAGGACGUGAACAGUUUUUGAGUCUCAGUUAUGAUCAGUGUUGGGGAGUAACAGAUUACAUGUACCGGAGUAAUCAGAGUACAAAUGAUGAGUAACUGUAUUCAGUUACAGUUACUGUUUCAGUGAGUGGGAAUUGGAUUACAGUUACUUUGUUGAAAUAAAUGGAUUACACAGAAAUAUUUUCCUGUUUUCACAUUUUGGGCUAAA
This is a messenger RNA of Boleophthalmus pectinirostris (great blue-spotted mudskipper), 1616 nucleotides long. Its product is annotated as low affinity immunoglobulin gamma Fc region receptor II-a-like. Bases 538 to 1335 code for a protein of 265 amino acids. The record is from RefSeq and is a predicted model, not a curated record. The transcript is spliced from 6 exons. Lineage: Eukaryota; Metazoa; Chordata; Actinopteri; Gobiiformes; Gobiidae. Gene Ontology annotation, molecular function: transmembrane signaling receptor activity. Gene Ontology annotation, biological process: cell surface receptor signaling pathway.